Solea senegalensis (Senegalese sole) is the source of this 4107-nucleotide messenger RNA. RefSeq names its product bromodomain and PHD finger containing, 3b (gene brpf3b). Lineage: Eukaryota; Metazoa; Chordata; Actinopteri; Pleuronectiformes; Soleidae. Gene Ontology annotation, biological process: regulation of transcription by RNA polymerase II. The coding region runs from base 361 to 3948 and encodes 1195 amino acids. The record is from RefSeq and is a predicted model, not a curated record. The transcript has 12 exons. Gene Ontology annotation, molecular function: protein binding. Gene Ontology annotation, cellular component: MOZ/MORF histone acetyltransferase complex.
UAUCGGAUCCAAAUAGCUAGCAAGCUAGCCGAAGGAGGCUAGUGUUUCUCCUUCUCGCAAAAUUAGGUCGCCAUUAAGCUGUUUCUCAGAUUAUUGAUACAACACACCACUGGUGUUCUCAUUAAAUCAGUGGAAUUGACUCUUCACACCCCAUACGCUGUGUUGUGCAGGAACGAAUGCGUUUCAAAAUAGCGAUAUUUACCGGCUCUGGCAGCAAACUGUGCCUGGCUAACGGUGGCUCUUAGCCUCGGGAGUACAGCUAGUUAAGUGGCUAGCUGGGCAACCAUUACUGAAGAGGCGGCUUUUGACCGCCGGCUGUGUCAAUCGCUAUAAUAGGAGGGAAACUGUGAUCAGUGGCAAAUGAGGAAACCACGUCAAAAAGGCCAGGUGGCUGCAGGAGGUAGAGGAGAUGUCAAGAAGUCCAAUGGAACCGUCAGUGGGCAUGUGGGUGUCCGCCAACGAUCUCCAUCCCCUUACAGCCUCAAAGCAUCUCCAAGCAGAGAAACUUUGACCUAUGCCCAGGCGCAGAAGGUGGUGGAGGUGGAACUGGAUGGUAGGCUUCACCGUAUUUCUGUUCUGGACCCCCUGGAGGUAAUUACUGAGGAUGAGAUGAUGGCACAGGACAUAAGUGAGUGUAACAGCAACAAGGAGAACAAUGAACAGUCAUCGCCACCUACCAGCAGUGCCCCAACAGUCCGCAAACCAGUCACCCCCCGAGCCCGCAGAAAAGACUCUAAAUGUCCCUCUAUCAAGUCACCUCCACCUUCAAAGAAUCACUGCCCUAAUUCCCAUCCUCAAACACCUGAAAAAUUACAUACAACACAGCAUCAUCACAUGACUCUUCCUGAGCCUAAGUUUCGGGUGCUAGAAGCCUUUUUGCCAGUCGAGGCACCUCCUCUGCCUACGGCAUAUUACCGCUACAUAGAACGCUCAGCUGAGGAACAGGAAGCUAUAGCAGAAUAUGAUAUGGAUGAAGAGGACGCAGCCUGGUUGGAGAUGCUCAAUGCAGGUCGGACAUCAGAAGGUUACUCGACUGUCUCACCGGACACCUUCGAGCUGCUGGUAGAUCGACUUGAGGAGGAAGCGUAUCAGGAAGCCCGAAGCCGGGCGCCCUCUCACAGCACUGUUGACGACGAUGCCUUCUGCUGUGUAUGCCUGGAUGAUGAGUGCCUCAACAGCAAUGUCAUCCUUUUCUGUGACUCCUGCAACUUGGCUGUGCACCAGGAGUGUUAUGGAGUGCCCUAUAUACCUGAGGGCCAGUGGCUGUGCCGCUGCUGUCUCCAGUCCCCUCAGAAACCUGUUGACUGUGUACUGUGUCCAAACCGUGGAGGCGCCUUUAAGCAAACAAGUGACGGCCGCUGGGCCCAUGUGGUUUGUGCCAUUUGGAUCCCUGAAGUCUGUUUUGCCAACACUGUGUUUUUGGAGCCUGUGGAAGGGGUCAAUAACAUUCCCCCAGCACGCUGGAAACUGACUUGUUACCUGUGCAAGCAGAAGGGCCGUGGCGCAUCUAUUCAGUGCCACAAGGCCAACUGUUACACUGCGUUUCAUGUCACGUGUGCUCAGCGUGCUGGCCUGUUUAUGAAGAUUGAUCCUGUGCGAGAGACGAAUGUCAAUGGGACCAUGUUCUCCGUUAAGAAGACCGCUUUCUGCGAGGCCCAUUCUCCACCAGGACAGGAAACUGUGUCAGAUGAGGAAAGUGAAGGAAGAGUAGUGGGCAGCAGAGGGAGGGCGAGUAGAGGACGGAGCGCCUACACAGUGGGUCCAACUACACCAAAAAAAGGCAGAAAAUCAGACGAUGAUAACAAAACACCUAAAAAGAAAGGGAAGAAGAGCUCAGACUCAGCUCAACAAACUGCUUCACCACAAGUAACGGUGCCCCAUAUACCCACAACCAGGCUGAAUGCCAUCUGCAAAGGAAUCAUCCUCCAGAGAAAAAACCAGUUCAUGCAAAGGCUGCAUAGCUACUGGUUACUGAAGCGUCAGUCAAGAAACGGUGUGCCACUGGUCCGGCGUUUGCACUCGACCAUCCAACCUCAAAAGACCACAGAACAGCCUGAGGUGGAUGAAAAGGUCUCCGCAGCAAGAGAGGCACUGAGGUAUUGGCAGAAGCUUCGGCAUGACCUCGAAAAAGCUAGGCUGCUGGUGGAGCUCAUCCGCAAGAGGGAGAAACUCAAACGAGAACAGGUCAAAGUUCAUCAAGCAUUUCUGGAAAUGCAGUUGACCCCAAUGUUGAUGCUGCUCAGCUCCACACUGGACCAACUACAGGAGAAGGACACAGCCAAGAUUUUUGCAGAGCCAGUCGACAUCAAGGAGGUCCCAGAUUACCUGGAGUUCAUUAACCAGCCUAUGGACUUUUCCACCAUGCGCUCUAAGCUGGAGAGUCAUGCUUACCGCUCAGUGGCUGACCUGGAGGCCGACUUCAACCUUAUGGUGUCCAACUGCCUCCUCUACAAUGCCAAGGAUACACUAUUUCAUCGGGCAGCACUACGUCUUCGAGACCUAGGGGGCGCUGUACUGCGCCAUGCACAGCGACAAGCCACCAACACCGGUCUGGACCUGGACACUGGCAUGCACCUCCCUGGGUCACCACAGAAAAGAGACUUUUACAGCUGCACCUGGGAUGAUGUUGACAGUGUGCUGGAUCCAGAGAACCGGCUCCAUAUGACUGUGGAGGAACAGCUCAAAGAGCUGUUGGAAAAGCUGGACUUUGUCACCUCCAUGCGAUGCAGUGGUGCUCGAACUCGACGUAUCCGCCUGCUUCGCCGCGAGAUCAACAGCAUCCGCUACAGGCAGGGCCAGCACCCACGGCACAGCCUUCUAAAUGGACACAUGAAAGAAGAAGAAGAAGACGAUGAGGAGGAGGAAGACGACGAAGAUGACAAGGACACCAAGGCAGAUAACGGCUUAUCUUUGGACAAAGAGGACCUCAAAUCCACUUCGCCACCAACACUGGAACCUACAGGGCCAGCUCCUCCUCCACGACGGGGGGACACACCACUGGAACCUCCCACCCUGCGGCCAAUCGUAGGGGAGCCCCAGUCCCCCAGCUGGCCCUGCAAGCGACUAAAGAUGGACAGUGACCUCUCAGACAGCGCCACAGAGAACAAUAUUUGCACUAAAACACAGAAGCAGUCGGUGUCAACACCUCCCAUUUUGCACAGUGAAGGGCAGGCAGUUGCUAACGGUCUGCCAGAGCCCGGCGUCCCCCCGCGACCCACCGUUGGGGGAGUCGGAAGAAGAACCUCAGUGUUAUUCAAGAAGGCGAAAAAUGGGGCAAAGCUGUUCAGAGACAGAGACAGUAGUUUAUUGAAUGGGAAGGGGCUGACAGACGACAGUACAAGCAACACGCCUUCAGCACCCAACUCCACAGCCAGCACCCCGUGCUCCACCCCUUUGUCCACUCCUUCCAAGACCCCACAGAAAAGCCCCGGACCCCCCACCCUCAAUGAACAGUGGACCCCCGGUCGAGACAUGUGCUCAGACGGUGAGCUAGAGAAGACGCCAAAUCAUACACUGGAAAGAGGUCUUACCAACGGCUUCAACAAGCACAAAGAUGGUGGGUCUGACUCUGACUACAGUCCUUGCCCUGUCCUCCACAAAGAAAUCAGCUCACCACCCAAACGAAGCCUCGGGAAACCAGCUCUUUCCAAAGUUUCCUUCAUGGAGAUAGUCAAUGGAGACUCGGAUUACACUGGGAACGGCAGCCAAACAUCAGAGGAUGAGACAGAACUGGACCCUCUAGAUCUGGUUUGGGCCAAAUGUCGAGGAUAUCCCUCCUAUCCUGCUCUGAUCAUCGACCCAGAGAUGCCCGAGGACGGACUGCUGCACAAUGGGGUUCCCAUCCCUGUCCCACCCAAAGACGUCCUCCAUCUGGGGGAGCAGAGACAAGAGGAGACCGACGGGAGGCUCUACCUGGUGCUUUUCUUUGACAACAAGCGAACAUGGUGAGUCUGAAAUUUGCUUUGUUUAGCUGUGAUUCAAUGCUUGUUUAAAUCAGAGCAUCAGACCCACUAACAUGGAGUAGAUUCAAUUAAAGGUCUAGUAUGUAAGAGCUGGUGACCUCUAUUAGUGAGACUACUGAUUCCAACAAACAGAGGAAUUCUCCAC